Messenger RNA from Drosophila serrata, 1531 nucleotides. RefSeq names its product splicing factor 45 (gene Spf45). Gene Ontology annotation, biological process: mRNA cis splicing, via spliceosome; alternative mRNA splicing, via spliceosome. Gene Ontology annotation, molecular function: RNA binding. The record is from RefSeq and is a predicted model, not a curated record. Gene Ontology annotation, cellular component: precatalytic spliceosome. NCBI's taxonomy places the organism in Eukaryota, Metazoa, Arthropoda, Insecta, Diptera, Drosophilidae.
AUCGUGUGUUGCGAGCCCAUCUCCAAUGUAUUAUAUUGUAAAUUUUAUAUUUCAAAAUAAUUUUUUUGGGCAAAGACUCCAAUGGAUCUGUACGACGAUAUCGACACUAAGCCAAGAUCUAGCCAGAUAGAUGGGUGGUCAUCAGGCAUAAAAAUGUUACAAACGCAGCUAGCAGUGAAGAAAGCCGUCAAGAAACCUCUGAUGACUCCAGUUGUCAACUUGCGAGCCAAGCGUCCUGCAGAGGCAGAGAGUCCAAUAUCCCUAGCUCCCAUUGGGCCGGUGGCGACGACAAAGCCCGUAAUUACAGGCAAGGCUCUGCCGCCGCUCAUGCUAGAGAGCUUAAAAAUUGACGAGUGGGACUAUGUAGACGAAUACGACCCUCAGUGGCCAAAUGAAUAUGAGAAAUUAAAGGAAAAGACCAAGAUUGGAGAUAAAUCCCGAAAUAAUGGUGGGAACAACAGUGGAAGCUGUCGCGAGGAACGCGACAGAGACAGGGAGCGAAAAAGAGGACGCGGUGGAAGACGAGAGGGCAACAGAGAUGAAUUGUCCCCGCCGAAUAUAAAAUUCGGCGGAUUUGGUAGUCGACAAAACGCCGAAGAAAGGUAUAGUCCACCGCUCCCUGGUUUUGUUUCUAAACAGGGGGGUGGAGCCGCCAUUGCUCCACCGCCUUCCCUCCAAGAAAUAUCCAUUGAAAAUGGAGACGGAUCGUCAAACGUUACCAUACCAUAUUCUGCCACCUCGGUGGCCGCCAAGAUUAUGGCCAAAUAUGGCUUUAAAGAUGGCCAGGGCCUUGGAAAGUCAGAACAAGGAAUGUCGAUGGCCCUGCAAGUAGAGAAGACUUCAAAGCGAGGGGGACGUAUCAUUCACGAAAAAGAUGUAUUUCUGGCGCCAUCGUCGCCGCCAUCUGGCCCCAUUGAGUCGGUAUCCGAACUAGAAAUUCAACCACCUCAGCUGUUAUGCCCAGCGCCUCCUGCCAACGGCGAAGACGAGCCCAGCAUAACAGAGAUCAUGAAGUCCCCUAGCAAGGUGGUCCUCCUUCGUAAUAUGGUGGGGCCCGGAGACGUUGACGAGGAUCUGGAACCAGAGGUAAAGGACGAGUGUAACACAAAAUACGGCGAAGUAAAAAGCGUUAUCAUCCACGAGGCAUUUGGCACAAUUCCCGAAAAUGCUGUUAAAAUAUUUGUGGAAUUUAAGCGCAUUGAAAGCGCUAUCAAAGCUGUGGUGGACCUAAAUGGACGUUUCUUUGGAGGCCGACAAGUGCGAGCUGGAUUUUACAACUAUGAUAAAUUUAAAAGUUUUCAAUUAAAUUAACUGUAUUAAAGUCCAUCCGUGUGUGUGAGUUACAUCUACAUCCUCCAUCUGAUAACAGCUCACCGAAACACCAAACGGGUUAAAGUGGCUUCUGCGGAAUAAGUUACCAACUUUUUGGGCUGUUUAGCAACAGGAAGUAUGCAGACUGCGGCAGAAUAUGUUGGCACUAUAUAAAAAUGAAUUAGAUGACGAAGAAUUGCACAUUUUUCUUUAACAAAGA